AUGGUGUCUCUAUCAAGGGUUGCUUUCGUCACCUUCGGGGUGAUUCAUGGGGCAAAUGCAUGGGGUGCAUUGGGCCAUGCCACAGUGGCUUAUGUUGCACAACAUUACAUGUCUCCUGAAGCCGCAAAAUGGGCAAAAACAGUCCUCAACGAUACCUCUGACUCAUACCUAGCAAACAUUGCUUCUUGGGCGGACAGCUAUCGUAAGACAGAUGAGGGUAAAUGGUCAGCCCCAUUGCACUAUAUUGAUGCCAUGGAUGACCCGCCUACAAGCUGCAACGUGGACUAUGAGCGCGACUGUCCAGCCGAAGGCUGCUCGAUCUCCGCCAUUGCCAAUUACACCCAGCGUGCAGGCAAUCUUAAACUAAGCACCCCCGAAACCGCCGAAGCACUUAGAUUCCUCGUGCACAUCAUUGGUGAUCUCGUCCAGCCCCUGCACGACGAGAACUACGAGGUUGGCGGAAAUGGUAUCGAGGUCACUUUCGACAACUACACUGACAACCUGCAUUCGGACUGGGAUACAUACAUACCCCAAAAGCUGGUUGGCGGUAGCUCGCUCGAAGAUGCGCAGGGAUGGGCUGAAAGCUUGGUCCAUGAGAUUAAGGCUGGUAGCUACAAGAAGGAAGCUAAGAAAUGGACCAAAGGGGAUGAUAUUGGAAAUACUAUCAAGAGUGCCACUCGAUGGGCGGCCGAUGCCAAUGCUUAUAUCUGUACCGUUGUCAUGCCGGAUGGAGCUGCUGCCCUCCAGACUGGCGAUCUCUACCCGACAUACUACAACUCUGUCAUCGGCACGAUCGAGAUCCAGAUUGCUAAGGGCGGUUACCGACUGGCCAACUGGCUUAACACGAUCUACAAGCAGAAAAUUAAGCACUCCAAGGGAGGGAAAUUCGGCAAAGGGCCCCGAGAUGCAGCCCCUGAGCCCGAAUUUGUAUACAAGCCUCGUGAGCCUCGUCAAAUGAGUCGUGCAAACAUGGCUAGAGCUGCUAUGGGUGGAUCAUGCUGCAAAUCGGGACGUGAGCAUAGCCAUUGA
Penicillium robsamsonii is the source of this 1029-nucleotide messenger RNA. Its product is annotated as S1/P1 nuclease. Lineage: Eukaryota; Fungi; Ascomycota; Eurotiomycetes; Eurotiales; Aspergillaceae. Gene Ontology annotation, molecular function: nucleic acid binding; endonuclease activity. Bases 1 to 1029 code for a protein of 342 amino acids. The transcript is spliced from 2 exons. Gene Ontology annotation, biological process: DNA catabolic process. The record is from RefSeq and is a predicted model, not a curated record.